AGGAUUGGAGACGACUUGUUUUGAUUUUCAACGUUCUCUGUGUGUAGUAAAGAAAGACCAACUGACAAUACUAAAUAGGCUACCCAACUCUCAUUCGACUGACAAUGACUAAACUACAGUUGUUGAGUGUGUUUCUAAAUGAGCGUUUAACGGCGGCUGUUGUGGAGAUUGUCGGGGCAGUUGAGAAAACGGUAGUGGAGUACCAGGAGGAGAAUGAUCGGCUACGGAGAAUGCUGCGGAUCACACCAGAGAUACCACUAACGUUAUCGAGAAUAGACUCCCUGCAGCUCUCUGUCUCAGAAGAGGAGGUUUCCCCUGAGCAGCAGCACUGUGAGCAGGAGUGGAGCCCCAGUCUGGGGCAGGAGGACCCAGAUACCAAACAGAUUAAAGAGAAACAGGAGGAAGUCAGGACCAGUCAGGAGGAAGAGCAGCUUCAAGGUCUGGAGCCUGAUAUCAUAGAGUUCGAUUUCAUUCCUUCAGGUGUGAAAAGUGAAUGUGAUCAGGAGGACCCACUUUGGUCCUUGACUCUUCCCCAAACCCAGACUGUGAAGGGCAGAGAGAGAGACUCUAAACCAGUAGAUCUGAAACCUUUUGUCACUGUGAACCACCUAAAGUGUCUUGACAUUCCCUGUGAUCCUCCAGAUAAUCAGAACAUUGCCUGCAGCCGCAGCUCAGCUGUAAGCAGAAACCCAGUAGGACUUGACAGCAGCCCACCAUUGGAUCUGAACACAAUAAUGGGGGAAACCUGCACAUGGCCCUUUUGUGGCAAGACCUUCAAACAAAAAGGACACCUGUCCAGGCACAUGAGGGUUCACACAGGAGAGAAACCGUUUAGUUGUGGUGACUGUGGGAAAAGCUUCAGUCAGAAGGGGACCCUAACCAUGCAUAAACUGACUCACACAGGAGAGAAACCGUUUAGAUGUUUUUUUUGCAGUAAAAGCUUCAGCCAGAAAGGGGACCUAAUGAGACACAUACUGACUCACACGGGAGAGAAACCAUUUAGCUGUGGUGACUGUGGUAAAGGCUUCAUUCGCAAGGAGCACCUAACUGCACAUUUACAGACUCACACAGGAGAAGUGUCGGUCUCAAGCAGAACCUAACCAUGCAGAAACUGUCUAAACCGUUUAGCUGUGGUGACUGUGGGAAAAGCUUCGGUCUCAAGCAGAACCUAACCAUGCAGAAACUGUCUAAACCGUUUAGCUGUGGUGACUGUGGGAAAAGCUUCGGUGUCAAGGGGAACCUAACUGUUGACAUACAGACACAGGAUGAUACACUGUUAUUUGUGGUGACUGUGGGAAAGGCUUCAAUCAUAAAAAUGUACCUAAGGAGGCAUAAACUGACUUACAGUGCAUUUGGAAAGUAUUCAGACACCUUGACUUUUUCAACAUUUUCUUACAUUACAGCCUUAUUCUAGAUUUGAUUAAAUAAAAAAAUGCCCUUAUCAAUCUACACACAA
Molecule: messenger RNA, 1456 nt
Organism: Oncorhynchus tshawytscha (Chinook salmon)
Lineage: Eukaryota; Metazoa; Chordata; Actinopteri; Salmoniformes; Salmonidae
Product: zinc finger protein 25
Exons: 2
Coding region: 105-1100 (331 amino acids)
Biological process (GO): regulation of transcription by RNA polymerase II
Molecular function (GO): RNA polymerase II cis-regulatory region sequence-specific DNA binding; DNA-binding transcription factor activity
Source: RefSeq, a predicted model, not a curated record